Messenger RNA from Ogataea philodendri, 1788 nucleotides. RefSeq lists its product as uncharacterized. Gene Ontology annotation, cellular component: transcription factor TFIID complex. Bases 1 to 1788 code for a protein of 595 amino acids. The record is from RefSeq and is a predicted model, not a curated record. The transcript is spliced from 2 exons. Lineage: Eukaryota; Fungi; Ascomycota; Pichiomycetes; Pichiales; Pichiaceae. Gene Ontology annotation, biological process: transcription initiation at RNA polymerase II promoter.
AUGUCUUCAGCCACUUUGAGCGUGUUGUUGAGCAAUAUCUGGCUGCUCACCACCACUAGGGACAUGGUUGCGAUCUUGGUCAAUUUGGCAAGAAUCUGUUUGUUUGACCUAGCAGACCUGUUCUUGUCUUGUAAGGGUUUCAGCAAUGUAUAUGUUUCACUGAACAGUUCCUGGAUAAGAAGCGAGUUUGGGGAUUUGGACUCUUCUGUUUCCAACCGCGACAGGAUUUCCAGGCCAACGUCAUUGAGCGGAGCCAAUGAGUUGGCCGAUCGGUCCACCAAAAGAUUGACAGACAUGGGAAAAAGGUUUAAAAAAUUAAAUUAUUACUUGUUUAUGGCCGAAGAAAUACAGACGGCAAGUUCCGAGAGUCGGCAGGCAAGUCGGUCUCAAAGCCCGCAAACAAGCGAGCCCGAUGAUAAGCUGCUUGUUUCUGCGCUGUUGGCGGAGAUUCAGAAACCGUCGGUGACCAGAAUGGACUUGGCUAAGGACAUCCCCAUAGAAAGAGUGAAAAUCGAGCUGGACCCGAUGGAUACGCUCUUAGAGUCGUGCAUUGGCCUGUUUCUCUCGUAUUUGGGAAUAGAGCAUGUGACAAGGUCGGCUUUGAACCAGCUCACGUUGCUUGCAGUCACCCAUAUCGACCAAAUAUACUCGCAACUCCACAAAGUGACGGAGAUCCAGCGAAGACGACAGCCGUCCAAGGGCGACUUGAAGGUGCUGGAGAGUCUUGGGGUGAUUGAUUUCAACGACGUCUAUGACGCCCUCCAGGUUGCGAAAAACAUAGACAAAACAAAAGUCCAGAAGAUCGAAAAGAAAGCGGCCAAAUUGUGCGAGAUUCUCGAUAGACCCGCAGAGGACGACAUUCUCACCGAACAAGACCCGGCAUUUGUGUUUUUCAAUGACACGUCCGCGGUGAUAUCUCAGGUGGUUCCUCCCACCGUGGGAGAAAAAAGCUACAUCCCCAGCUGGAUGCCUCCAUUACCUCCGGACCACACCUAUCGCGCUACUCCUAAAUACACAGCCAUUAUCGACAACCCUAUCAAGAUGAGGGAACAGUUGGUGCAGGAGGCCCGGCUUGGAGAGAAGGCAUUGCACCAUAUUUUAGAUUUGAAGGAGAAUGUUGUUCCGGUGGAGAAAGGCGACAGCGAGCCGGAAGUCGAGACCGACGUGAGCUCCGAGAGCGAGCAGAAGGAGCCCGUGUACGACGACGUUCCAGACUCACGCGAGGGCAAGUUCAACAUUGCCGAGUUUGCCAAAAAGCGGCUGGCUACUUUGGAAAAGCGUCGUUCGGAGAAAGAAAAGCUAUACAAGAAGCGUGUGGAGUCGCAGGAAGCUGUUUUGGGGCGCACAUUGGGAUUCUACACGCAGUCGAGCAGCUAUCCUUCAGGUUUCCACCAAGUCCUCGGAAACUUGUACGAUGAAACCUACGAACAGGUGAUAAGCGGUCUGCGUAGCCAGCAGAAGAGACGCGCCAAACAGAUCGAGGAGGACAAGAAACGGGUCGAAACGAACCACGAGGAGAUCAAGAUUCCGGAGUUUACGGGCGAGGUGCACGAGGACGACUUUGACAUGGACGAUUUCGAGUUUGACGAGGUGCUAGAGGAGACAGAGAAAGCUCUACCGGUUGCUGUUUCGGAAACUACAAGCCAACCAGAGCCAGAGCAACUGCCACUACCAAAAACGACUCAGGAUCCCGCCGACGACUCGUUGGACGAGUUCGAGGCCGUUUUCGACGAGGUCACUGCCGCCGACGCAGGAGACGACGAUAUCGACAUGGACCUUUUUGAAUAG